Menidia menidia (Atlantic silverside) is the source of this 2656-nucleotide messenger RNA. NCBI's taxonomy places the organism in Eukaryota, Metazoa, Chordata, Actinopteri, Atheriniformes, Atherinopsidae. The record is from the annotation of a GenBank genome assembly.
GUUGCUGACGUUGGUGCUGUCUAAUGUGACGAUGGCGUCCACAGAUCUGUCGCUCCUGGACCUAACAGACAAGGAAACCCGGGAGAAACUUUCGCUAUGGGACCGCCGGACGGAUGCAACGGCUCCUCUCACGGACAAACAGAUGGACUCUAUCCUGGAGAUCCGAGCUGCGGCUGAAAUACUCCCCGUUCCUUCAGAGUUGCCCAUUGAGGACCUGUGCAGCUUGUCGUCUCGGUCCUUGCAGUCCCCAUUCACAGCAACCGUCCCCGCUUCAACCGAGGACGUUUUGCUAAAAGGUUUCCAGAUGCUCGAGAUGGAAAAUAACAGGAUCGAAACCGCACAACAGUUUUUUGCCUGGUUUGCUAAGUUACAAUCAAACAUGGACCAGGAUGAGAGCUCAAAAUACAGGAGAACCAGAGAUGACCUGAACUGCUACCAGGAGCAGUGUGAUGCCAUACUGAAAGAUGUCAACACAGCUCUGGAGCACUUGGACUCGCUUCAGAAGCAGUACCUGUUUGUGUCUAAUAAGACCGGUGCCCUGCACGAGGCCUGUGAGCAGCUCCUUAAAGAACAGUCUGAGCUUGUUGACCUGGCAGAGAGCAUUCAGCAGAAACUGUCGUAUUUUAAUGAGCUAGAAAACAUAAACACGAAACUGAACUCCCCGACUUUAUCUGUAAAUAGUGAAGGUUUUAUUCCAAUGCUGUCCAAACUGGAUGACUGCAUUGAAUAUGUUUCCUCGCAUCCCAAUUUCAAGGAUUAUCCAGUUUAUUUGGCCAAGUUUAAGCAAUGUCUGUCCAAAGCUAUGCACUUCAUGAAGGUCCAUAUUGUAAACACUAUGCAGUAUCUCACCAGCCAGUUAACAAAAAGGGAUCCUAUGGGUUUGACUAACGCAGACAACGCGUUUACCCUUUACUAUGUUAAGUUUAGAGCAGCUGCACCCAAAGUUAGAUCACUGAUUGAGCAGAUAGAGCAGCGAGCAGAGAAGAUUCCAGAAUACACUCAGCUUCUAGAUGAAAUCCAUCAGUGCUAUCUUGAUCAGAGAGAGCAGCUCCUCAGUCCCUGCAUCGCCUCCACCAUUACUGACUUGACCAGCCAAAACAGCAAAGACCACUGUGCUCUGGUUCGCAGCGGCUGUGCUUUUAUGGUUCACGUGUGUCAGGAUGAACACCAACUGUUCAGUGAGUUCUUCUCCAAACCCACGCCUAAACUUGAUGAGCUGCUGGAGAAGUUAUGUUUGUCACUAUAUGAUGUCCUGCGGCCACUGAUUAUCCACAUCAUCCACCUGGAAACCCUGUCCGAGCUCUGCAGCAUCCUUAAGAAUGAGAUGCUGGAGGACCAUGUUCAGAAUAACGCUGCUCAGCUGGGUGCCUUUGAUGCCCUUGUGAAGCAGAUGCUAGAGGAUGUUCAGGAGAGGCUGGUCUACAGGACUCACAUCUACAUCCAGACUGACAUCAUAGGCUACAACCCAGCUCCAGGUGAUCUGGCUUACCCUGAAAAACUGGAAAUGAUGGAGAAAAUCGCGCAAAGUUUGAAAGAGGAGCAGAUGAAGCAGAUGUCACAAGAGCCUGUGUUUUCUGAAGUACAGCUGGCUGAUGCUGAUGGGAGAAGAAACAGCAAUGCUGGCACUGUAGAAGCAUCCCGGCUACACGCAUCUGUCUCUCCUGCCGAUCUGCACGGCAUGUGGUAUCCCACUGUUAGGCGAACGCUCGUUUGCCUGUCCAAGCUCUACAGAUGUAUAGAUAAAGCAGUAUUCCAGGGUUUAUCUCAAGAAGCCUUAUCAGCUUGCAUCCAGUCGCUGCUUAAAGCCUCUGAUAUCAUCCUCAAAAACAAGACACAAAUAGAUGGGCAACUUUUCCUGAUCAAGCACCUGCUGAUAAUGCGUGAACAGAUUGCCCCAUUUCACACCGAUUUUGCCAUCAAGGAAAUCUCGCUGGACUUGAAAAAAACACGAGAUGCUGCCUUCAAAAUCCUGAACCCUAAGGCUGUUCCCAAAUUCUUCCGAUUUAACAGUCACAAUGCCAUCCUCGAAUUCCUGUUGGAGGGAACACCAGAGAUAAAGGAGCACUACAUUGACUCAAAGAAGGAUGUGGACCGACACCUGAAGUUCAGCUGUGAGCAGUUCAUCCAGCAGCAGACUCAGAUCUUUGUGGGAAACCUUGAGGAGUUUCUCACCAAGGUGGAAGCUCUGAAAACAAUGGCAAUCCAAGGCGGCCCUACAUACAGCUUGUCUCAGCAACCUUGGGCACACCCAGCCAAGAUCAACGAUAUAGUGAUGGCCACCUACCGGGUGAUGAAGAGCAAGCUGCCAAGCACUUUACAGAGCAUGUCCUUGUACUUGGCCAAUAGAGACACAGAGUUCAUCCUAUUCAAGCCUGUCCGGAAUAACAUCCAGCAGGUAUUCCAAAGAAUGCACGCCUUGCUUCAGGAAGAGUACAGCGGAGAAGAUCUUCAAAUCAUCGCAUGUCCAUCUAUGGAGCAGAUUAACCUUCUGCUGUCUGUGAAUAAGUAAUGUCUGGUAAAGCGAUGCAGGUGAACACUGUGGAUAGCAACAUGACGCCCCAGCCCCAGCCACCACGGGGAGCUUUGACGUUGAGCUUUUGAGGUUGAGCAGACGGGAUGACCAGAAAAACCGCGCCUUCUGGAUCAAGGAAGGCGC